Molecule: messenger RNA, 2370 nt
Organism: Pseudomyrmex gracilis
Lineage: Eukaryota; Metazoa; Arthropoda; Insecta; Hymenoptera; Formicidae
Gene: DNApol-alpha73
Product: DNA polymerase alpha subunit B
Exons: 6
Coding region: 524-2035 (503 amino acids)
Biological process (GO): DNA replication; DNA replication initiation
Cellular component (GO): alpha DNA polymerase:primase complex
Molecular function (GO): DNA binding
Source: RefSeq, a predicted model, not a curated record
AAAUUUUUUUCUUAUUGUCUUCUCAAAAAAAAGAUUAACAUUUUUUAUGUUCUGAAAAUUACCGAGACGUGUCGAGCCUUUCACUGAUGAUGUAGGACUUUCGUGUGUUUACCAUGGUGUUUGUAAGCUUUCUCUUCAAUCGCUUGUUGAGAAUUGUCCGGAGAAUUGUCUCUACGUGCUCUUGCCUGCUGAUAAAUAACGCGACUAACUCGCGUCUCGCAAAGCGAGACAAUAUCGCGUUUGACCAGCGAAUUCCUCGUGCGCGUUCGUCGGUGUCUCUCCAUCAAUUAAGCACAAUUGAACAACAACUGUUCCAAUCUCUUCCCUCGUCCGCACGGCUUUCGGUUCAUCGCGCAUUUCUUUCAUCUCUGUUCUUUGUGCUGUGGCCACGUGACUUGCUCGGGAUAGAUCAAUAUUGUUCGUGGAUGUCUGAGCGAACGGUCGAUCGGGACAAUCAUCAGCUCGUUCUCUAGCAGCGCGAGUAUAAUUGAUCUUGAAAUUGAGAUUUUUCCCGUUGGGAACAAUGGAUCGCGAGAUCUAUGGACGUAGGGAGAGUAUUGUAGGGCGGAGAAAAAGAAGAAAAAUGAAAUAUUGUAUAGCCAACGCUAGAACGAUUGAGACACUUCGCGCACGAGAAACUUCAGAGAUAGAAACUGAACCAGAUACUCAGACCAAUAAGGAAACAGUUUCCAAAUGCUCGUUUUCGUCAGUCGAGAAUUCAAAUCCACAAAGUCAUCGCACUAUAACAGACACGAAAAAGGUUCUUAUCUCCUUCGGUCAGGCUGUCGCGUCUUGGAAGCGAGCAGAAGAUUAUAAUGUCGAAGUUACAAAAUCCAAUUUUGCACAUGUUCCCAACGACGCUAGGUAUAUGUACGAAAUUCUAUCUAAACAAGGACGUUUGCUUACAUUCGUAUGCUAUACUAUGGGCACCAAGUUACUCAAAUUAUGGUCAACGGCGAACAAUAACGUCACUGAGUUACGUUACGUGAGAAAUGUGCGUACCGUGUCUCAGACGAACUUCCGUACAGUCGGUCGCAUCAUUACAAAGAAGGAAUCGACGAACACGGUGUUACUAGAGGGAUGCACAAGACGAAACGGUGUUUCGGCAGCUGAUACGAUUGAGCUCGAUUUCCGCAAUCUGAAACAGUACUCAGUGUUCUCUGGUCAGAUUGUCGCAGUCGAGGCUACCAAUCCAGUGGGUGACACGUUAUAUGUAAAGGAGAUUUUCGCAAAGGGAUAUGUACCAUUUGCACCCACGCCUACAAUUCAAUCGAGAAUCAACAUCUUCGUUGCAGCAGGUCCGUUUACUGUAUCCAACAAUAUGCAUUAUGCACCAUUGUGGACUUUGAUGGAGAAAGUUGCAGCGGAUGAACCGCAUGUUUUAAUACUCAUUGGACCUUUCCUUGAAUAUACUCACCCCGAAAUACAGGAUAAUCUCAUUAAAGAUACGUAUCAAGAAGCUUUCGAAAAGAUUCUCAUUAGAAUAAUGGAGACUGUAAGAAACAAUACAUAUGUCGUGAUAGUAGCUUCUAAUCGCGACGCACAUCACGAGCCUGUAUUUCCAACUCCUUCCUACUCAGUCUUUAAUCGAAAGUUGUUACAAAAUUAUCAAAACUUGAAACUCAUGCCGGAUCCUUGUAUAUUGGAUGUCGCAGAUUUAAAGAUUGGCGUUACGUCAAUCGAUGUCAUUAAACACAUCAGCAAAGAAGAAGUAUCAAAUAUAUCGGGUAUGGAUAGGCUCAGUCGUCUGGCUGAUCACGUGCUUGCGCAAAAUUGUUUCUAUCCCGUAUAUCCUCCGUCCGAGGAUCUAAACGUUGACACAGAAUUGUGGGAAUCGUAUACGUUUUUCGAUCAACAGCCACACUUGUUAAUUUUACCUUCUGACAUGCGAUGUUAUUGCAAAAUAAUUAAUGAAUGCGUGACAUUGAAUCCGGAGCGCAUGCACAAACAUACUUAUGCCAGAUUGAGCGUAAAACCGUCUCUCAAUGGUAUUUGGAGUUCUGAUAAUAUCACAUGCGAGAUUGCCAAAGUCUGAUUAUUUUCUCAAAUACAUACACUCCAAAAACAAUGGUACAUUGAAAGAAUAUUUCUUAAUUGAAAAAUUUGCGUUAUGUUACGAAAAAGCACGAAUUAAUUCCUUCAAGAAUUUUGAAAGAGUAUGAGAAAGAAAAAUAUUUAAAAUGAAUUUUUCCCAAUAAGCUUUAACGUGCCUUCAACUCUUGUUAAAUUUAACAGUUAUAGCAAAAUAGAAAAAAAAUCUUGAAUUGUUAAGUAAAAUGUUUGAUAUUACGUGUGGUGUGUAUAAGAGAAACUUAUAUGUAUAUGUAUACCUCUAAUAUGUAUAGUUUUUGUAUAUGACUGCUAUAUAAU